Messenger RNA from Synchiropus splendidus (mandarinfish), 2236 nucleotides. RefSeq names its product annexin A13, like (gene anxa13l). The transcript is spliced from 11 exons. Gene Ontology annotation, cellular component: cytoplasm. The coding region runs from base 137 to 1087 and encodes 316 amino acids. Gene Ontology annotation, molecular function: calcium-dependent phospholipid binding; calcium ion binding. NCBI's taxonomy places the organism in Eukaryota, Metazoa, Chordata, Actinopteri, Syngnathiformes, Callionymidae. The record is from RefSeq and is a predicted model, not a curated record.
UCAGAGAGUCAGCGUGUUAGUGACGUCAUCACUGCAGCAGGCACUCACUGCAGGACCAGCUGAUCUCUCUGACACAUCAGCUCACAAACACUCCGCUGCCGCUUCCUCUGUCUGACUGGAAAGACCUGUCUGUAUCAUGGGCAACGUUCAGCCGACCAUUGUACCGUUUGAGGAUUUCGACGUGACGGCCGACAUCAAGGCCAUACGUCAGGCGUGCAAAGGUUUUGGCACAGACGAGGAUGUCAUCAUCCAGAUUUUGGCCAAUCGCUCUGCGUCUCAGCGCGUGGAGAUCAAGCAGGCCUACUUUGAGAAAUAUGACGACGAGCUGGAAGAGGUUCUGAAGAAGGAGCUGUCAGGGAGUUUUGAGAACGCCAUCAUGGCCAUGUUGGACCCUCCUCACAUCUACUUUGCCAAGGAGCUGAGGAAAGCCAUGAAGGGGGCGGGGACGGACGAGGCCGUGCUGGUGGAGAUCCUCUGCACGGCGAGCAAUGAGGACAUCAUCAGCUACAAGGAAGCCUAUGUCCAAGUGCACGAGAGAGACCUGGAGGCCGACAUCGAGGACGACACCAGUGGAGAAGUGAGGAACCUGCUGACUUCACUGCUGCAGGCGAGCAGAGAUGAAGGCUAUGAGGUGGACGAAGAGCUGGCGGUUCAAGAUGCCACGGCCUUGUUUGAGGCAGGAGAAGGGCAGUUUGGCACGGAUGAAUCCACCUUCAGCUCCAUCCUGGCUCACAGGAACUACCUGCAGCUUCAGGCCACUUUCAAAGCGUACGAGUCACUCUCAGGGACAGACAUUUUAGACACCAUCGACGCCGAGGCUGGAGGAACGCUGAAGGACUGUUACAUCACUCUGGUGAGGUGUGCCAAAAACCCACAGCUGUAUUUCGCACGACGCCUCAACGCCGCGAUGAAGGGAGUGGGCACGGAUGAGGACACGCUCAUCCGCGUCAUCGUCGGCCGCUCCGAGAUUGACCUGGAGACAGUGAAGGACAUGUACCUGGAGAAGUACGACGUGACACUGAAAGAUGCUCUGGACUCAGAGUGCGGUGGAGACUUCAAACGUCUCCUCAUUGAAAUUCUGCACUGAAGCUCUCAACACUCACCGUACUUCACCUCUCCAUCCAUCUGCAACUAUACGUAGCGUUCAUCUCAUCUUAAUGCUCAACGUUUACUCAGCACAGACCAAAAACAACCUUUUAUUAUUCAGUCAACAUGCAGAGAACCAGAUCAGCAUCAUACAUGUUUAUUUUAACAUGACUCACCGUGUUGUUUUCCCCAAAUAUUUGAUCAACUUGUUCUCAACGCUGCUUCGAAUGUUCCCUAUGCAAAUUAGCUUCUGCUGCAACACUCAAGUGCCCAGUUGAAGGUUGAACUCUUCGCCUAUUUAAACCGGUAAUGUUUCAGUCUGUGGUGCGUUUUGUAGUCGCGUCCCUUCAACAUAAUUGGGAGUUUUAUCUCUUUGUAGUGUUUUAAUCACAAACUGCCUUUUCUCACUCUUCAAGUGGUUUUAUGCCAGAAAUGUGACGGUGCAGAUGGAUUUAUUGAGGUGUAACGACAACCUGAAUAUACAGUGUAUUUAAUUCAACUAAUUAUAAUAUAUAUAUAUAUAUAUUAGUGCUGUCAGUCGAUAAAAAAAAAUCGAAUUAAUCGCAUUUUUAUGUGAUAUCUGCUAAAGGUCUCCUGAUAAAGAAUUUGAGUUCUAGGAUAUUAAAACAUUGUAGUGCAUGACUGAUCAAUUGAAUACAGUAAGAAGAGAAGAUUUUAAAUCCAAUUUUUUUUAUUGGUGAACUGUGCUUCAUAAGUGAAAUCCAAAAGUAAAGGUCAAGCACAUCCGCAAACCAGUUAGGUGCAGAUGCAUUGCUCAAAAAUGUAAAACAAAUACAGCAAUACGGUUAAAUAAAUAAAAUAAAGCUGUUUUCAAAAAUGCUACACAAAUACAGCGAUACAAUGAAAUAAAUACAAUUCUGAAAUAAAAUAAGGCUGUCUCAAAUAGGCACUUAAGCUCAAUAUAGCAAUUAAAAAAUAAAUUAUAGAAGUAUAACACGCCUCUAAAUGAGGCAAAAUGAUUAAUUGUGUCACAUUUUUUAACGCGUUAAAUUGUGGCGUAAUUAAUUAAUCGAAUUAACGCGUUAAAAUGACAGCACUAAUAUAUAUAUAUACAUAGACACUAUGGAAAAGUAGUGCGAAGUAUUUAACAUUACGUGUAAUUGUUCAAAUGUAAAGGCAAAGAAAAUAA